GAGUUUUUAUUUAUAUUAUUAUUAUUUUCGCGAACAAACACUGUCGUUCAUCGUUGCUAAUCAGUGAUCAAUUUAGGUAGGCUAUGAAUCUAUAAUACUUGUUUUUCUUUUAUUUGUUUGUCGAAAGAAAGGAAGCAAAAUUUAUGAGUGUAGAUUAAAUUGCUAAACUGUGAAAAAAAAAACAGAAAAAAUACAAUAAAAAAGUGAACGAAAAAAAUCGUAAACACCCGCUCGAAAAAAUGAGAGAAAUAGUUGUGUUUCACCUGGGACAGUGUGGUAACCGGGUGGCGGAAAACUUUUGGCAGUACAUUUGCGACGAACACUGUUUGAACACGCAGGGUCAAUUCGUGGGAGAGCAUUACCUCCCAUUGCAGCGCAUUAACGUGUACUAUGAUGAGUCGCCGUGCUGCAACUUCGUGCCACGUGCGAUCUUCGCUGACCUGGAACCGAGCGCGCUAAACUAUCUUCGCUGCAGCCAGUACGGGUGUCUAUUUUCGCCGGAAAGUUUCAUCAGCGGUAAAACGAGUGCGGGCAACAAUUGGGCCCGCGGUUACCAUACGGAAGGGGCCGAACUGUUGGACCAGCUGGAGGAUUGUACGCGCCGCAUGGUCGAGGGUUGCGACUGUCUGCAGGGUUUCCAGCUGGUACAUUCGAUCGGUGGCGGUACCGGAUCCGGAUUGGGGACGCUACUGCUGGAAACGCUGCGGGACAACUUUGCCGGCAAGAUCACCAAUACGUUCAGUGUGAUACCAUCGCCGAAGGUUUCGGAAGUUGUGGUGGAACCGUACAAUUCCGUCUUCGCGCUCAGCUCGAUGAUACGCUCGAGCGAUGAAACGUUCUGCCUGGACAAUGAAGCGCUGUAUGACAUUUGUGUGAAAACGCUCCGGCUGCCGGUACCGGAUCUGGACGAUUUGAACCAUUUGAUUGCAUCGGCUAUGGCCGGCAUUACGUGCAGCUUGCGGUACCCGGGUCAGCUGAACUCGGACCUACGGAAGCUGCUAACGAAUAUGGUACCCUAUCGAAAGUUGCACUUUUUCAUACCGGGACUUGCACCGUUGUGUGCGCGCGAUUCCGAAUGCUACCGGCAGACGACCGUACCGGAGCUGGUCUAUCAGCUGUUCAGCAACAGCAACCUAAUGGCGGCGUGUAAUCCACAGCACGGGACAUUUCUAACGGCGGCCGCCAUGUUUCGCGGCCGUCUGUCAACACGCACGGUUGAGGAGCAUAUGAGCGGUGUGCGGUUGAAGAGCCAGCUGUCGUUCAGUGGCUUCAUCCCGAACAAUGUCAAAUCGGCUAUUUGUGAUGUGCCACCGCGCGGUAUGAAAAUGGCGGCCACCUUCAUUGCCAACACGACGGCCAUCACGCAGCUGUUCCGGCGCAUUACGAGUCAGUUUGGGACGAUGUACCGGCAGCGUGCCUUUCUCCACUGGUACACCGGUGAAGGUAUGGACGAGGGUGAGUUUACCGAGAUGGAAAAUAAACUGACGGAGCUGGUGGAUGAGUACGAUACGUAUCGGGAGGAUGGCGGCCAUGUCAAGGAGGAAGUCGAAGAUGAUGAAGAAUAGAGCGUAGAGCAAUGUAAAUUUUAACUACAAAAUAAUCAUACCAACAUAUCGUUGAAAGUGUUGUAGUUUGAAUGAUUAUUUUUUUCCUAAAAAGGGAAUAUAAAAUUACUCAAUAUCUGGAUAAA
Anopheles funestus (African malaria mosquito) is the source of this 1690-nucleotide messenger RNA. Its product is annotated as tubulin beta chain-like. Lineage: Eukaryota; Metazoa; Arthropoda; Insecta; Diptera; Culicidae. Gene Ontology annotation, molecular function: GTPase activity; GTP binding; structural constituent of cytoskeleton. The transcript has a single exon. Gene Ontology annotation, biological process: mitotic cell cycle; microtubule cytoskeleton organization. Gene Ontology annotation, cellular component: microtubule; cytoplasm. The record is from RefSeq and is a predicted model, not a curated record. Bases 240 to 1565 code for a protein of 441 amino acids.